UCAGACUUCCUCUCCACCUCUCACACAGUCUCAGACUCUCACUCCGAGCCGCUGCCUGCCGCACGUGCGCUUCCGGGGGACAUUCGACCGGCGCUCGCGAGCGCGCGUCCAGCGAGCGCGUGAGCAGCAUCUGGACCGAAGCAGAUGUUUAGCCGAAUAGAGAGUCAGAAAUCAUCCUGCGAUCCUGGAACGCACCGGAGUAUGCUGAUGGCACGGCGGGUUCCUGACCGAGUUCCACUCCUGCUGAUGGAUUAAAGAACGCAGCUGAGGAGUGUGUGUGUGUGUGUGUGUGUGUGUGUGUGAGAAAGAGGAAGAGCGCGCAGCAGGAUGAGUAAGAAACAAAAGAGGAAGACCUUUACUCAAUUUCUGCUGCUCAUCUGCAUGCUCACACACCUGCUAUCACCAAUCCACAUCGCAGGACAUAAAGUUCACCAUGUCCGAGCAGGAACGUGUGAAGUGGUAGCGUUACAUCGAUGCUGCAAUAAGAACAAGAUCGAGGAACGCUCUCAGACUGUCAAGUGCUCCUGCUUCCCGGGACAAGUGGCUGGAACCACACGAGCAGCACCUUCCUGUGUAGAUGCCUCCAUAGUGGAGCAAAAGUGGUGGUGUCAGAUGCACCCCUGUCUAGAUGGAGAGGAGUGUAAAGUUCUGCCGGAUCUCAAAGGCUGGAGCUGUGCCACAGGGAACAAGAUCAAGACCACGAAGAUCUCUUCUGACCGGGAUCAGCUUUGGUAGCGGAUGGAAACCGGAUACAGGUUGACUGAGUCAGACGGACUGAGACCUGCCCAGACGCUCCUCAUCUUUCUUCUCGUGGAGCUGCUCUGUGUGAAGGCUGUUUCGUAACAGACACUGAACAAAGCAAUGAAGCGUUUCUGGACACGUCGGCGCUGUGAGCACAUCUGGACGGAUUUGUAAAGGCUUGUUGUGGAUUUCUGUAGUUGCGUUUUGCUUGCUGUUUUUGGACUUUAGGACAUUUACUGACUUUUUUUCAUAUGGAUCUGAGAGUGACGUCCAUUUUGCCUUGAGAUACUGUUAUUUAGCUUCGCUUUUAAAAAUGCAAAUCGACUACAAAUACUAUUGGGCAUGUAAAGACACCAAACCACCUACUGUUUUAGUGAAAUUUCUUAGUGUAGAUCUGAUAUGAAAGUUUAUGUACACAUUUUGUUCAUUAAGAGACUGUUUAUCACAUUAAUUACACUACUGGUCAAAUGUUUUUAAUACUGUUUUCCAGUUUUUAUUGAUAUAUAUACUCCAUAUAUAUAUAUAUAUAUAUGGAGGCAGUCCAAGAUCAGUGAAUAACCUAAAAUGGUACAAAGAUAAUAUAAAAAUGUUACUAAAAACUGAAUAAUAUAUAUAUAUAUAUAUAUAUAUAUGUACAUAUAUUGGAGUUCUACAAAAACACCUUUUUUAGGGAAGAAUUCAAGGGUUAACAAUUUACAGCUUUAAAAUUUUAAAACUGAUGCUAAUUAUUCCUACAGGCGUCCCAACGUUUACUGAUCACAUCCAAACCCCUUUGUGUGUGUAAAAGCAUAUAGCUCUCAUGAAAAGAAGGAAAGAAGAAAAGAAAAAAUAAAGGAAGAUACAAAAAAGAAAGAAAAAAACAAAUGGAAGGGAGAGAG
Silurus meridionalis is the source of this 1619-nucleotide messenger RNA. Its product is annotated as chemokine-like protein TAFA-2. Gene Ontology annotation, molecular function: receptor ligand activity. Lineage: Eukaryota; Metazoa; Chordata; Actinopteri; Siluriformes; Siluridae. Bases 328 to 735 code for a protein of 135 amino acids. The record is from RefSeq and is a predicted model, not a curated record. The transcript is spliced from 6 exons.